AUGAGAUUAAAUGAUGCACUGUGGGCAUACCGGACUGCUUUCAAGACUCCCAUUGGUAUGUCCCCCUACCGCCUUAUUUUUGGAAAAGCCUGCCACCUCCCAAUGGAGCUGCAACAUAAUGCAUAUUGGGCCAUAAAACGGCUUAAUUUUGAUCUCCACGAGGCGGGUACUCAGAGGAAGCUCCAACUUGAUGAGUUGGAGGAAAUUCAAAAUGAUGCGUACGACUGUGCGAAGCUUUAUAAGGAUAAAAUGAAGAAGAUUCAUGAUCAACACAUUUUGAGAAAAUCUUUUGAAAUUGGUCAAAAAGUUCUUCUUUAUAAUUCUCGUUUGCAUCUAUUCCCGGGAAAACUUAAGUCUCGAUGGACCGGACCGUUUAUCGUUCGCACCAUUUCGACCCACAGGGCCAUUGAGAUUGAGGAUCCCAAGAACAGUAGUGCAUUCAAAGUGAAUGGCCAAAGGUUGAAACCGUUCUUAGAAUUGAAAAAUCCAGAAGUAGAGGAAAUGCUACUGAAUGACACAUUUAUGAAGACUAAUUUUGGGGCGGUCUGGCUAAAGACGUUAAACUUAGCGCUUGGUGGGAGGCAACCCAUCCAUCCAGUUAAUCUUGAAGAUGGAGUUUGUGAUUUUAAACUUGCCCAUGAAUAA
Messenger RNA from Alnus glutinosa, 645 nucleotides. RefSeq lists its product as uncharacterized. The transcript is spliced from 2 exons. Gene Ontology annotation, molecular function: nucleic acid binding. The record is from RefSeq and is a predicted model, not a curated record. Lineage: Eukaryota; Viridiplantae; Streptophyta; Magnoliopsida; Fagales; Betulaceae. Bases 1 to 645 code for a protein of 214 amino acids.